AUGGGUUCUUGUGUCAUGCUAGAGUGCACAUGCGUCUUUUGGACGGGACAACAACACGACUCGUUGGCUCUUGCUGGGAUUGGGAAGUACUUGAGAGGGUCGGCGGGGGGAAUGUUUGAUGACGUCAUCGGCGAAGCGAGAAUCUGUCGUCCGUGUGCAGUUGGGCUUAACCCCUACUUUUCGUCGGAAGUAGGACUUGAGGACUUCUAUCGUCGACAAUUCGGAAGAGAGAAGAAACGGCCAAAGACCAGAUUCAAUCCCUCACACAUCCACUCCUCCAACAUGGUCAACUCCAGUUUCUACGUCCUAGCAAUCAUCGGACUGUCCCUCUCUUUCCUCCUCAGCACCUGGGCCCUCUGCCAUCUCCUGGGAAUCUUCCCCCUGCUGCGCGAGCUUGCCGACAAUGCAAAGCGUCGACGCGCGGAAAAGGCUAGGCCCAAGCCUGAGGGAUUCGAACUUGAAUCUUUCGCCGAUGUGCGACGCAGAGCAAGAGAGCGCAAGCGAGCUGAGGAAACGAAGAGGCGGGAGAGGAAUAAGACGAGGAGAGAGACGGGGUUUUACGAGGAGUUGGGUAGAGCCUAUCGCAGGUCUACGCUCCAAAGCCUUGACUUUGCACGCCCGAAAGAAGUACCGCCAUCGGUCCGCCAUAGACUAAACGCUGAGUCGACCAUGUCACUGCUUCACUCUACUGCCGAAACGUGUCAUACUACUGGCGAUGGGCCCGUCACCUGGAUACCUGCCAUUGUCGCGGGCAUCAUCCUCUUGCAAAUUGGGCUGGUCUUUGCUUUGCUCUGGAUGGGCCACAACCGCAGUAAGACGUAUUGGAGGCUGCUUCGCGAGAGUGGCGAGGUCAGUGUGAACGACUGUAACUGCACGCCCGGUCGUGCUUGUUGGUUGCUCAAUAGCCCCUUCCAGUUUAGAGCCACCAAACAGCCGCCGGCUUGGCAAGGAAAUGAUAUCUACACCGCCAGUACACCUCCCACCUUUCAACCUCCUCCACAACACCCACAAACCCACCAAGCAACCCCAGCCCACCACACUCCCACUUGUCUCAAACCACCACCCAAAAUGCCAAGCAACAACAACAACAACUCCAGCAACCCCAGCUACACAACCACAAGCUCCGGCACCAACAACCAAGGCAACCACUACUGCUCCCGCGACUACGGCUCGACCGCCUCAAACCCCAAUAGCUUCCACUACUCCAACACUAAUGGCUCGUACUAUUACUCUAAUCCCAAUGGGUCGACGUAUUAUAAUGACGGGCAGGGUGGGGCGAGGUAUACGGCGCCGGGGGGGAAGUAG
Molecule: messenger RNA, 1305 nt
Organism: Plenodomus lingam JN3
Lineage: Eukaryota; Fungi; Ascomycota; Dothideomycetes; Pleosporales; Leptosphaeriaceae
Source: RefSeq, a predicted model, not a curated record